AUGGCAGAUCCCGAAGUGCAAGCUGCGUCUGAGAAACGCACGCCUGCAGACAACAUCCCCAAAGCGCCCGAGCCCCUACCGACGCUGAGCUGGUGGGAACGGUGCUUCGAAGUCAUCGCCACUGUGAUCACGGGCGUUGUCUUCAUAGCGAAGCUCCUGCAACCUGUAUCGAUUUUCAUCGGCUCUUGCGCAUUCAUUUGGAUCUGCUGGACCAUCCUUCAGUUCUGCAGGCAUGGCUCCAGGAUUCUGUUCCUGUGGGGAAUCCGCGUCGACCAACCCAACUUACGAAAAAGUUUCUUGCUUCCGAGCCUCUUCGCCAUCUUUGCCAUUAUCUUCAUCUGCGUGGGCGCUGCUGUGCAGGGCCGAAACAUCGUGUUUGACAAUUGGCACCUGUGGUUGAUUUUUGUCGUCUAUCCGUUUUACGGUGUCUUGCAGCAUGUGAUGCUGCAAGCCUUUCUGAUGCGAAACUUGAGCUGGUGCGUUACUGGCUCCGACGCUACCUCCGUGCUCAACGCUUUCAUGCAAAAGCCUGGGCUGUUGACCUUCCUACCUCUUGCGGCGUGCGUGGCAGUCUCAGCCGCUGCGUUCGCCUUUGUGCACUGGCCCGACCGCUGGUUGAUGAUUGGCACCGGCGUCAUGGGGGUGCCCUGGGCUGUGGAGUACUUGCUGCACCGCAAUGUCCUGCCCUUGGGUCUCUACCAUGGAUUUCUGGGCACCCUCUUCUACUUCUGGUUUCUUGGUGGGGAUCCCCUUAGCGGGAUGUUCUGA
Symbiodinium sp. CCMP2592 is the source of this 768-nucleotide messenger RNA. Lineage: Eukaryota; Dinophyceae; Suessiales; Symbiodiniaceae. The record is from the annotation of a GenBank genome assembly.